GUUCGGGACACCCUGAGGCUGGCAGACAAACCCUUCUUCCUGGUGCUGGAGGAAGAUGGCACAACUGUAGAGACGGAAGACUAUUUCCAAGCCCUGGCAGACAACACAGUGUUCAUGGUCCUCCAGGAGGGGCAGAAAUGGCAACCCCCAUCAGAGCAGAGCACUAGGUGCCAACUCUGUCUCUUGCAUAAGCCUGCCAAGAAGAUUGAUGUGGCCUGCAUAACCUUCGACCUGUACAAGAUGAACCCACAAGACUUGAUUGGUUGCCUGAACGUGAAGGCAACUCUCUAUGGCACAUACUCCCUGUCCUAUGAUCUGCACUGCUACAGGGCCAAGCACAUGCUGAAGAAAGCUCUUCGCUGGGCCCUCUUCAGCAUGCAGGCCACAGGCCAUCUGUUGCUUGGUACCUCCUGUUACAUGCAGCAGCUCCUGGAUGCCCCAACGGGAGGGCAGCCCCCCAAGGACAAGGCCCCACCCCUCACCCCAUCCUGUCUGAAGACACUGCAACGAAGGCCCAAGUCCUUGGAGGUCUUCCCCAGCCAAGUCUAGACUGGGGACCCCGUGCUCAGCUGGUAGCACGCACAAGCCAGCAGCUAGAGAGCGUCUUACCUCGUCACACCUCCCUCACCUUCCUCAUGAAUGAGGAAGCAGGGGGAAGCAAAGGGGAACUGAGGGUUCUUGGCCUGGCCCAGCUCCUUUCUGCCCAAGGGAGCUUAGCUGACCAAGACUGGUCACCAGCAGGCUAGGCACGCGGUCUGCCCCUCAGCUACCUGUCUUCA
Messenger RNA from Ceratotherium simum simum (southern white rhinoceros), 779 nucleotides. Lineage: Eukaryota; Metazoa; Chordata; Mammalia; Perissodactyla; Rhinocerotidae. The record is from RefSeq and is a predicted model, not a curated record.